This is a messenger RNA of Lemur catta (Ring-tailed lemur), 2204 nucleotides long. RefSeq names its product phosphomannomutase 2 (gene PMM2). Lineage: Eukaryota; Metazoa; Chordata; Mammalia; Primates; Lemuridae. Gene Ontology annotation, molecular function: phosphomannomutase activity. Bases 90 to 830 code for a protein of 246 amino acids. Gene Ontology annotation, biological process: mannose metabolic process; protein N-linked glycosylation; GDP-mannose biosynthetic process. The record is from RefSeq and is a predicted model, not a curated record. Gene Ontology annotation, cellular component: cytosol. The transcript has 8 exons.
CCGUGCGGUGUAGGGGCCGAUCCCGGAAGUUCCGGGUCGAGUUUCCUGGUGCCGACGAGUCCUGCCAGGUACGGGGAGAAAGCGGGGUCAUGGCGGCGUUCGGCCCAGCGCUCUGCCUCUUCGACGUGGAUGGGACCCUGACAGCCCCGCGGCAGAAAAUUACCAAAGAAAUGGAUGGCUUUCUACAAAAAUUGAGGCAGAAGAUCAAAAUUGGAGUGGUAGGCGGGUCAGACUUUGAGAAAGUGCAGGAGCAGCUGGGAAAUGACGUGGUUGAAAAAUACGAUUACGUGUUUCCAGAAAAUGGCUUGGUAGCAUACAAAGAUGGGAAAUUCUUGUGUAAACAGAAUAUUCAAGGUCACCUGGGUGAGGCCCUAAUCCAGGAUUUAAUCAACUACUGUCUCAGCUACAUUGCAAAAAUUAAACUCCCAAAGAAGAGGGGUACUUUCAUUGAAUUCCGAAAUGGGAUGUUAAACGUGUCCCCUAUUGGAAGGAGCUGCAGCCAAGAAGAACGCAUUGAGUUCUACGAACUCGAUAAAAAAGAAAAUAUAAGACAAAAAUUUGUAGCAGAUCUACGGAAAGAGUUUGCAGGAAAAGGCCUCACGUUUUCCAUAGGAGGCCAGAUCAGCUUUGAUGUCUUUCCUGAUGGAUGGGACAAGAGGUAUUGCCUGAGACAUGUGGAAAAUGACGGUUAUAAGACUAUUUAUUUCUUUGGAGACAAAACCAUGCCAGGUGGCAAUGACCAUGAGAUCUUCACGGACCCGAGAACUGUGGGCUUCGCCGUGUCGGCGCCCGAGGACACGCGCAGGAUGUGUGAGGAGUUGUUCUUCUGAUGGGGGAGGGAGGGGUCCUGGCUCACGGCCCGAAAGUGGUAGCUGAAGCCCAGGGCCCUCCCACACGUGCACACCCCUUCAGCCCCAGCCGCCGCCUGGUCACGCGGGGUCUGGACCUCUAGUGCCUCAGGGAACUCACCCUCCUCCCCCAUGCCGGGAGCAGCCAGAAGGGAGGAGAAAAGACUCUUGGAGAGUGGCUCGAGGACCACCCCCAGCACAAGAUUCAUCCCCCACCCCCCAGCGUAAGACCCCAACUUCCCCACCGUUCUAGGGUGAUGCAGAAAGAAUGUGCCUGGACCCUCCCUCUUCACGGGCCUCGUGAAGAGGAGAGGGGUUAAUGUUUGGACCCCUGGGCCAGCACCAAAAAGGAGGGUCUUGUGUGAGAAAGGACAGGGCAUCUGCAGUGACCCAACCGGUGACAAGUUAGAAACAGUAACUGAAACGAAGCUCCCUCCGUGUGGGCGGGACAGGGCUGUGGCCGUGGGGCGGUGUGGAACUGAGGCUGCAUGCACGGUCUGCCCAGCCCCUUCCUGCUGGUGAGGCCGAGGCCUGCCCGACGGACGGCUGCCCUGGGACUGCGGAGCCCGAAGAGUUUGCACUCGGCUGGCCCAGAGCUCAGGCCAGCUCUGCCUUCACUGCACCUCGAGCUGCCUGGCUGCUUUGCUGUAACUGUCAAGACGGGUGGAAAUCGGAACCAGUGACCCCAGGGGGAAUUGGUGCUGGUGAACGGUCCCUGCCCUGGAGGGUUCAGGGAAGCCAACUUGGGAGGCCAGACUCCCCCAAAAGGACCUUCUCGUUGGACCUGGCUGCGCUUCCCAGAGGCGCUGGCCCUGGGGUCUCAGGGAUGGGCAGAGCCUGGCUAGGGAACAGGAACGGGAGCUGCGCUUCUCUGUAAGCACGUCCACCCACCCAGACCCUCGCCCAGACUUGGACCAGCAGCUGGGCCUGCAGCCCUCGCUCCUCCCUUCCACAUUCUGCAAGUCCUCCAGGAAACCGAAGGACGUCCACAGGCCUUGUCCGGAACACGGUGGAAGAGAGCUUUCCAAGGAAACGGUUCACAUGCUGCUUUCCAGGGUGUGGAAACCCUGGGGCCCUCGCACCCUCCGUGGCCUGGUGCGGGGGCAGCCUGGCCUCCACGGGGUGCUGGCGACCUGGGCCUGCUGCGCUGCACCUCCCGCUGCCCAGCCCGGCCUGUCCACUCCGCUCAGUCGUCUGAGCUCACUUGGGGGCGGGUGGGGAGAAAGCAAGAGGCUCCUCCUCUCGGUGGUCCCUAGGACAUGGCCAGCCGGUGGCAUCUCCCCUUGUUGAACAUUGCAAUGAUACUGUAAUGACUUUUCCAGAUGAAAGGUAGCACAUUAAAGAUUUUAUUUCCUA